AUGGUUGAAAAACGUUGUAGGCAAAGUUCCAGCAGUGGUUCAGAGUUCAGCAUCCCGCCGGAUGUCGACAACCCACCCCUAUCUAUUCCUUUGAAGACUCUAUCUGAUAGAUACCAACUCAUCGAAAAACUGGGAGCAGGGUCGUUCGGUUGUGUGACCUUGGCAAAGGCACAAUUCUCCUUGUCAAACAUAUUAGGUAGACAACAACAGGAUUUAAGGGGUACUUUGAUGGACCAGCCCAAAAAUGGACAUCAUAACUAUAUAACAAAGACUCAAGGUGUUGUGGCCAUAAAGACAAUGAUGACAAAAUUGCACACCUUGCAGGAUUACACAAGGGUCCGAGAAAUUAAGUUCAUACUAGCAAUCCCCGCAAAUGAUCAUUUGAUACAAAUUUUUGAAGUAUUCAUUGAUUCUGAAAACUAUCAACUACAUAUCGUGAUGGAAUGUAUGGAACAAAACUUAUACCAAAUGAUGAAGCAUAGAGGACGCCGAGUCUUUUCCAUUCCUUCUUUGAAAUCUAUUCUCUCUCAAAUAUUGGCUGGGCUGAAACAUAUCCAUCAAGAAAAUUUCUUCCACAGAGAUUUGAAGCCUGAAAAUAUUCUGAUUACUCCAAGCACCCAAUAUUUCGAUAAGGAAUAUAUGAACCAGAUCGGUUAUCAAGAUAACUACGUUAUCAAGCUAGCAGAUUUUGGUUUAGCACGUCAUGUAGAGAAUAAGAACCCAUAUACUGCCUAUGUUUCCACAAGAUGGUACAGGUCACCUGAAAUACUAUUGAGAAGUGGAUAUUAUUCUAAACCUUUGGAUAUCUGGGCUUUUGGGUGCGUUGCAGUGGAAGUUACUGUUUUUAGAGCACUUUUCCCCGGUGCUAACGAAAUAGACCAAAUUUGGAAGAUUUUAGAAGUCCUUGGUACACCUAUCAAAAGUCCCGAUUUUGCUAAUACAAACCAUAUUAUUACUCCUCCACCUGGUGGGUUUUGGGAUGAUGCCAGUAAAUUAGUUCAUAAAUUGAACUUGAAAUUACCAGAUGUGGAGGGUUCUUCAUUGGACCAUUUGCUUUCCAGUUCCCAGUUAUCUGACUUGUCUGAUGUUGUCAAAAAAUGUUUAAGGUGGGAUCCCAAUGAAAGAGCCACAGCUCAAGAGCUAUGCGAAAUGCCAUUUUUUGAAAAUACCGUGGCAUCUCAAGUGGAGACGAGAACAGACACAACUAACACAGAACAAGCGUUGAUUUUCGCAGGCAUAAACCCACUGGCAGCAAAAAAUACAAAGCCAUUAUACUUUAAUUCCUCAACCAAAGUGCCGGUUGAAACCGAGUCUCACGAUUUUGACAUCAACCACAACGACAAUAACUCUCAAACAGUGUGUACACCAAAUUUGAAUCAAGAAAAACUAACCUUGGUAGAAUUUUUAAACGAGUUCGUUGAAGAAGAUAACGAUGACCAUUCAAUACCUGACGUGGAUACGGAUUCCACCAUUUCGGACUCUAUUGAUGAAACGGACUUAUCAAAAGAGAUCCGUAAUAACUUAGCACUGUGUCAACUGCCUGAUGAAGAAGUCUUGGAAAAUUCGCUAUCCAAUAUUAGACAGUUGACAAAUGAUAUUGAGAUCAUAAAUAAAGAUGAAGCAGAUAAUAUGGAACAACUAUUUUUUGAUUUAGAGAUUCCUGAACAAGACGAAUUCCACAAAAAGCAACCGUUUAAUGAGCAUACAGAUUUUGAUGAAGAUAUUGUCUUACCAUUUGUAAACGAUUCGAAUUAUACACAUACUGAAAAGCCAUAUCAAAAGGGUAGUAAUUUCCUGGGUAAUGCAUCUUUAGGCGAUUCAUUUAAUUCAAUGCCAGACUUUACUCCAAGAAAUUUCUUGAUACCUACAUUAGACAAAUCACAGGAAAAGUUUGAGUCUCAUUUAUCUAACCAAAACCAACAUUUUGGGAAUAUAACCUUUUAG
Messenger RNA from Saccharomyces eubayanus, 1944 nucleotides. RefSeq names its product protein kinase IME2 (gene IME2). Gene Ontology annotation, biological process: intracellular signal transduction; protein phosphorylation. The coding region runs from base 1 to 1944 and encodes 647 amino acids. The transcript has a single exon. The record is from RefSeq and is a predicted model, not a curated record. Gene Ontology annotation, cellular component: nucleus; cytoplasm. NCBI's taxonomy places the organism in Eukaryota, Fungi, Ascomycota, Saccharomycetes, Saccharomycetales, Saccharomycetaceae. Gene Ontology annotation, molecular function: protein serine/threonine kinase activity; ATP binding.